Melanotaenia boesemani (Boeseman's rainbowfish) is the source of this 2864-nucleotide messenger RNA. Its product is annotated as membrane cofactor protein-like. Gene Ontology annotation, biological process: negative regulation of complement activation, classical pathway. The coding region runs from base 111 to 1775 and encodes 554 amino acids. The transcript is spliced from 18 exons. NCBI's taxonomy places the organism in Eukaryota, Metazoa, Chordata, Actinopteri, Atheriniformes, Melanotaeniidae. The record is from RefSeq and is a predicted model, not a curated record.
CUUCCGAAAAGCAGUUAAAUAACCUCAUCUAAUAAAUCACCACCAUUCUGUUCCUUCGUGUUUUGUCGACAGGUUCGAGAGGUAUUUUGGAUAAACGUGUCAGAUCUGUCAUGGGUGUCUCUGCCUUGUUUCUAUUGAGCAGUCUUGGCCUUGCUGUUCUUGCUCAAGCUCAAGACUGUUCUAAACCUGAGCUAGGACCCACCAUGAUACUGAGUCAUGAAGACAUCAUUAAAAACACAUUCCCAGAUGGGUCCAAAGCUACACUGAAAUGUGGUAUUGGACACGAAUCUGCAGGAGGGUCUAGAACCAUCACCUGUACUGCGGGCAGUUGGAGUUCUGUGACGUUGAAAUGCGAGAAGAAGAACUGUGGCUCUGCUGGAUCAGUGGACAAUGGAGAUAUAAAUUAUGAGGGGACAGAGUUUGGUGACAAAGCUAUGGUGGUUUGUCGGAAAGGUUAUAGAAUGAUUGGAAAUCCAGUGUUGGCUUGUGGAGACCAGGGCUGGAUGGGCAGGCUGCCUACAUGUGAAGUGGUAAAAUGUAUUAAUCCACCACAGAUUCAGAAUGGGGAUUUUAUACCUAAACUAGAAUCCUACGAUUUUGGACAUGUUGUAAAAUACAGCUGUGUUGGAACUUAUAUACUCAAUGGAUCAAAAGAGUUGACCUGUUCAGAGACUGGGGGUUUCAGUCCUAGUCCUCCAAAAUGUGUCUGUAUUGAAUGUAAAGAUCCUGAAAUUCCAAAUGCUGAAAUUGUUAAUGGUUCCCAGCCUCCACAUGGACCCAUGGCCUCUGUGACGUACAAGUGUAAAGAUGGAUAUGAAAUGUCAACCAGCUUGACAUGUGACAUCAAUAGUCAAUGGUCGCCUGGAACUCCACAAUGCAUUAAAAGGAAGAGUUGUGGCUCUGCUGGAUCAGUGGACAAUGGAGAUAUAAAUUAUGAGGGGACAGAGUUUGGUGACAAAGCUACGGUGGUUUGUCGGAAAGGUUAUAGAAUGAUUGGAAAUCCAGUGUUGCUCUGUGGAGACCAGGGCUGGAUGGGAAGGCUGCCUACAUGUGAAGUGGUAAGAUGUAUUAAUCCACCACAGAUUCAGAAUGGGGAUUUUGUACCUAAACUAGAAUCCUACGAUUUUGGACAUGUUGUAAAAUACAGCUGUGAUGCAACAUACACACUCAAUGGAUCAAAAGAGUUGACCUGUUCAGAGACUGAAAAUUUCAGUCCUAGUCCUCCAAAAUGUGUCUUGGUUCGUUGUAACGAUCCUGCCAUUUCAAAUGGUGAAUUUGUUGAUGGUUCCCGACCUCCCCAUGGAUACAUGGCCUCUAUGACAUUCAGGUGUAAAAACGGAUACGAAAUGGAGGGAUCACCUAGUCUUACAUGUGGCAUCAAUAGUCAGUGGUUACCUGGAAUUCCACAAUGCAUUAAAACAAUGAUCCCCACAACUAAAGCUACCACCACUACUACCAAGAAACCAUCAGAAGCGUCCUCCACAACUAAAGCUACCACCACCUCUACUCCUGACACAAAGAAACCAGCAGGUGUCACUCCUAAACCAGACGAUCCUCAUGGUGGUUCAAAUGCCCUUCCGAUUGGGUUAGGCAUUACCGCUGUCGUUGUGGUAAUUGCCAUCAUCAUCGGUGUAUUCUACUACAGGGGAAAAAAAGGAAGGUUUCAGAUUGAAGGGAGGAGAUUUUCCACUGAAAAUCAGAGCCUCCUUACCAUGAUAUAUCUCAACCGUAACAGUCCUGUUGGUCCAGCUCUACUGAAUGUAAGAUCCAAGUAAGAGAAAGGAUGUCCUUGGAUCAGCCUUCAAAUGUACAUGAGAAGUGGAAUUCUUUUUAAUCCCCCUGGAAAUUUGCUCCUGAUUGGCGGUCUGAGACGUGAGACAACGCCGCCGAUUGAACUCGACGCUUAGCUGAUGCUCUCGCACGUAUCUUUGAUAAUAUCUUAAGCCAUUAGCAAGCCACUGAUAACCACUUCCUGUUUGAGUUUUUUCUUCCUGGGCACUAAUGAGCUCCAAAUUGAUUUUUAAAAUGUUUGCGCUAGAGAACAAAUCACAGCUGAGCUUGGACUUUGUGACCCAGUUGUACAGGCUUUCCAAAGCAAGUAAAAUCUGAAUGUUUUAAUGACUUCACUGGUAUAGUCAUUUAGAAUAAAUGCAGUAAAAAAAAAAAAUUAAAUUUAGUUUUGAUGCUUCAAGCAAAACCUGUUAAUUAUUGACUACAUAUUUGUGUACUGUAAGCGGAAAGGAAGCAUGUUUUCUAUGAGGCUGUUAGCUGAUAAACCAGUCUAACAGAUUUCCCUGGAACCCUUUUUAUAGCAGAAACAGCCCUUAGCAACGUGCCUGAAUAAAAGGCGCAUUGUAAAGCCUUACUACAGAAAGCCAAGAAAUGACCUUGUUUGGUGUUAGUUGUCUCUCUCUGUGUGUGAAUCGCAUGUUUACCUAAAAGUUAGGCGUGCUUUGGUAAAUAAGGCCAAAAAUAACAAAAGAAUUACCCAUCAAACUCAUUUAUUUUCAUUUCAACAGCUUAAGCUACAAAUCAGAAAACAAAAAUGCACAUUUUUAGUUUUAAAAAUAAAAUGAAUACAGUUUCAUGUUUCUGUUGUCUCAGCAGCAAUCUUUGGAUAUUUGUUGACCAUUUGCGUUCCAGGACACUGAGCUGUAGCAGUCGUAUUAUAGUAUUUACACACGGCCACUGAAGUGGUCAGAGAUGUUUUGAAGUCCAUUUUGGAAAGUUUUGCACUUGCUUACCAUUAAUUUAUUGAAUAUAAAUUCUCUUUGAACAUGUUGCUCUGUUAUAUUGUGUGAAAAUUUCAGACUUUAUUUUCUUUUUUUGUAAUCGGCUAACAAAAUAAAAAAGUGGAGAAAAGA